Echinops telfairi (small Madagascar hedgehog) is the source of this 1939-nucleotide messenger RNA. It is a transcript of the gene IL18BP, whose product is annotated as interleukin 18 binding protein. The coding region runs from base 1054 to 1665 and encodes 203 amino acids. The transcript is spliced from 5 exons. Gene Ontology annotation, biological process: T-helper 1 type immune response. Lineage: Eukaryota; Metazoa; Chordata; Mammalia; Afrosoricida; Tenrecidae. Gene Ontology annotation, molecular function: interleukin-18 binding. The record is from RefSeq and is a predicted model, not a curated record.
AAUCUGUUGUCCUUUGAAGGCUGCUGUGCUUGAGGAGGAAGCAGACGGCCGCUCUGAAGGUAGCACCAGAGUCCUUGGCCAGGAUGGAAGGGUUAGCUGUAAGGGACUUGAAUCUAGUUCACGUGGGGUGGUCGGGACAGGUGGAGGGCCGUGGCGGGUUGAUGAACAAACAGUCUCAAUCUGACACCAUCAGGAAAGUAGUGGGGUCUGCAAGUUAAGAUGCCAGGCUGCUGUGGGCACAGGGUGGUGCAGUCCCUGAAAAUGAAAGUGAAAGAGGCCAGCCUUUUCCCAGCAUCUCAGCGGGUACACUGCCCUUCCCAGAACCGGCUCUGCUCAGUGAGCAGUGCUUGUCUGCCAUAGGAGCUGUGGAAAGCAGUUGAGACUAGUGCAGCCCUUGGCCCCACUGGGCCUCAGUUUCUCCAUCCUUAUAAGGAAUUCAAUUGGUCUAGGCCAGGGGCCAGCAAACUGCAGCUCAAGAACUAUGCGGCUCUUCUGCUACGUGCACGUGGCCCUGAAGUAAAAUGGAAAUUUGUAAAGGCUACUAUUCAGGCAACAGUGAUUUCAUUUGUUUAUAAAAUUGUAGUUGUAAAAUUUGUAAAGGCUACUAUUCAGGCAACAGUGAUUUCGUUUGUUUAUAAAAUUGUAUUUGUGGCUCUUGAGUAACUUUUAAAUUGUUGUGAAGGACAGGAUUGGCUCUACUGUCUCAAAAGUCUGUGGACCCCUGCUCUAGACAGUUGUGCCCAGGAGAGGAAGAGCCCGGCUGGGGCAGCGGGGCACUAAAGAGGGUAAGCCAUCCUGGUUGGUAACUGCUGGAAGAGCGCCAGCCGGUGCCAGAGGCCUGGCCUUGCAGAGAUCUCAGUGGGCAGCAGGGCCUGAUCGUGCACCAACUGAAAACUUCAGACCCAGGGAGGGACCGUGGAGCACACAGGAAGGACGGGCCCCACGGAUGCACCCUUGGAAGACAGGGGUCUUUUAUUCUUCAAUCUCCACGCUGCCCAGAGAAAAGGGGAAGUUGUCAGAGAGCCAGGCGCAGCUGUACCUGAUAUACAAACCAUGUCCCGGAGACACGGGACACCAGACCCCGGCCCAAUGUGGGUCCUUCUCCUGUGUGCGCACAUCCUCCAUCUCCCAGACGGAGUCACACCGAGCAGCACGGCUGCUAUUGCCUCGGCUGGGACCACAGAGGUUGCCGCCACCUCCAGGCCCCCGACAGCUAAGCGGUGCCCAGCACUGGAGGUGACCUGGCCAGAGGUGGAAGUCCCACUGAAUGGAAGGCUGAACUUAUCCUGUACCGGCUGCAGCCACUUCUCCCACUUCAACCUCCUCUACUGGCUGGGCAACGGCUCCUUCAUCGAGCACGUUCCGGGCCGGCUGUGGGAAGGCAACACCAGUCGAGUGAGCAGCGGCAGCAGCACCUGGCUGCAGAGGUCCUUGGUGCUGGACCAGCUGACCCCUGCCCUGCGCAGCACCAAUUUCUCCUGUGUUCUCCUGGACCCCGCCCAGCUUGCCCAGCGGCACCUCCUCCUGGCUCAGCUCUGGAUAGGGCUGAAAACCACCCAGCCGCCCACCUCGCCAGGCCAGGCGUCCACACUGUCCCAGCAGCAGGAGAGCAGCUGUGGCCAGCACCUGGGUUCCACCUGCCAGGCAACUGACAUCACAUCAUAGCCAACUUCCCCCAGCCGCACCCCUGCUCUGCACUUGUCCAUCUACCUGCCAUUCUUUCCGUAGGCCUACGUGGUAUGCUCCCGAUGCCUCUGGUCACACUGCUCGGCUACUCAGAGACCUUGCAGGGCCUUUGUCUGGUAUCCAGGGAGUCUGCCUCCAUUCCAGUCCAGCACUCAUCCUCAUUGGCAGACAGCUCCUACUGCUCUUUUGCUCAUGUAUGCCCUCUUCGCCCAUCAACAGUGAGCAAUGAAGUCUACUAUCCUAGCUCUGGCAA